Molecule: messenger RNA, 831 nt
Organism: Microthlaspi erraticum
Lineage: Eukaryota; Viridiplantae; Streptophyta; Magnoliopsida; Brassicales; Brassicaceae
Source: the annotation of a GenBank genome assembly
AUGGCGGAAGAACCAGAGAAGGUGUCUUCUUCAUCGCUACAGCAACCUUCCGGCGAUAAGAAACCUCAGGAUCCAGCGGCGUCUUCUGGGUAUGGAGCUCAUCCCAAUGGUGAUUCUCCAAUGUACCCGGCGUUUUAUCCGGCUCUUGUUCCUGGACACUACGAGGAACACAUGAAUCGUGGAGCUGGCAUUUAUGCAGUUCCUUUGCAUCAAUCUGCAGGACAUAUCGCUGGUCUUCCUUCAAACUACCUUAUCCCUCUCACUUACAAUGUUCCCACGACUAGGCCAAGUAAUGAGGCUGAGAAUGGGGGAGAGAACCAAGCGCAAGCCGGUCAAGGUCAGCAACAGCAGCAACCUGCAAAUCAAAGGCAAGUGGUGGUCAGGAGGUUUGAGAUCGCGUUUCAGCUCGAUAUUUUCCUCAUACUCAAGCUUGCUGCUGUCAUCUUUCUGUUCAACCAAGACGGUUCAAGACAGAGGCUCGCUGUUCUUGUGGUUUUCGCUACCAUAAUCUACUUAUACCAAACUGGAGCACUUGCACCGUUUGUGCGAUGGCUCUCACAAGGUAUGCAUAGAGCAGCAGUACCACCAAGACCUCCUCAUCGAGCUGCUGCAAGAGCUGAGAAUGAUCCCGCAGCGGCAGUGCCACUAAACGAAGAUGCAGCUCCCGAGGGACAAGAGAAUGAAGCUGAUAACGGGAACCGAGCAAACGCAAAUGAAAAUGUUGGUGCUGGACAGCAAGGGAACCAAUGGUGGGGAAUAGUGAAAGAGAUUCAGAUGAUAGUUUUUGGCUUCAUAACUUCACUACUCCCUGGCUUCCACAACAUUGAAUAG